GAACAGUCACCACAAGGUCAUGGAUUCUGAAGCGGACAGCGAUGCUACAGUGGCUCACGAGCCAACAUCAGACGGAGAGAUGGACACACAGACAGCUGGAGAAAAAUCACCGUCCUUUCUGAACACACAGUAAAUGCAAAACCCUCUCGGUUAUGUAACAAACACUAAUCCCGUAGAGCUGUGGUUUUUGGAGGCGGAGAGAGGGAGGCAGAGACAAGCCAGCCCAUGUCACCUGAGCUCCCUCUUGCACCUGGUAACUAUUGAUCCCACACUCCUCCUUUAUUCAGCAUGAAACACGAACCAUCAGGAAAUUCAGCUGUUAGGUCGGCAGCAACAAAGCCGUUGUCGAAUGGAGCAGCUCGUCGCACAGAGGGUACGGUUGACAACAGUGGAGGAUCACAGAUGGUGGUGGAGGGGAGCGAAGAGGAAACCCCUGGUCCCUGCAGGGAGUUGGAGGAGGUGGUGAAAAUCCAGACAGAUCUGCUCCAUUCUCUCCAGGAACCAGGACAAUCAACAGCCAUUAGCUCAAGAGAUCUAAAGAGAAUGCAGACCCAGUCAAGCGACGUAGAGUCCUCCCUGAGGGAGAUCAGUGCUGCCAACCAAGCCAAGCGCAGGAGGCUGGCCUCGACUCACUCGUCUCUCUCACAGCACAGCCAGUCCGGUCUCUCGGUCGGGGACAGCAGCGAGAGCCUGCGUCGACAGCUCACGAGUCUCGCCGCCCGGCAAAAGACUCUCCUCCAGUGUUUCAAGACACAGAAAGAGGUGGUGAAGAAACUAGAAGCUCUCAGUCACAGACUGAUGGAGAGGCUGUGGCAUUUCCCUAUAGCAGUGAACCAGCCUCAACAAAACACCAGCAACUCUGAAGCAAGGCUGGAACAGCUAUCUGCAGUCCAACAACUAUCUGCAGUGCAGCCUUCCAGAGUGAGGGCAUCUACUGUUGUUGGCCCAACAAUGGCGGAACACACACAUCCUCCACCAAAUUCUACCACCACAAAGACAGGUGGUAUGUCUGCUCUCAUUUCCCCCCUCCCCUACUAUCUGAUACCUAUGUAUGGCCAGUCUUUGUUCUUGGCACAGGGCAGGGGAAAACAGCUGUUGAGUCUCAGACAAGACAACUGGGAGAUAUUACCACAGUCAGUCUCCAGCAUCCCAAAACUCACCCCCAGCCCCCACUUCAAACUCAGAUUGAUUGCGACUCUGUUUACACAGCCACCCCUCCUCCACCUUCUCCUAUUAACACAGGGGCUGGCAGUGCCGGUGGCUCUCCAGACUCUACUCCAACAUGGUUUCCUGGAGGCCGGAACCAACUGCUUCUCCUGCAGUCUCAUGGGUUGUGAGUUUAGGUGCUCUUUACUGGAGGACGGGUCUCUCUCCACGUUCACCACCACUGGACCCAGGUUCAAGAGCCCUAAUCAAUGGCUCCAGCACUGCUGGGCUCAGCUGGGUCAGCAGCACAGGACCAACAUCAACACAAGGAACACCUUCAGAAAC
Geodia barretti is the source of this 1491-nucleotide messenger RNA. NCBI's taxonomy places the organism in Eukaryota, Metazoa, Porifera, Demospongiae, Tetractinellida, Geodiidae. The record is from the annotation of a GenBank genome assembly.